GGAUAUCUUGGGCCACUGGCGUAGAAACGGAUGGAACUUUGUAUUGUUAGAAAUGCCCAGAAUAACAUGAAUGCUAUAUGGAAUAAUAGUGAAGGCCUCUUUAACUUUCAAGAAUGAAGAUACCGGGCGCAGUUGCCGUAGUAACAGGCGGUUCUCGUGGGUUUGGUCGAGCAUUCUCUGUUGAGUUGCUGAAACGAGGCGCUAGGGUGUGUGUUGCGGACAUCAAUGAGACGGAGGGCCGUCAGGCGGAGGCGGCACUGCAGCGACAAUACGGGGCGGACAAGGCGCUCUUUGUUAAAUGUGACGUUAGCAAGGAAAACGACAUGAAAGUCCUAUUGGUGUUUUUCUUUUGGUGUCAGAUGGGAGCCAUGCGGGGCUCGAUGAUGGCGUUCGAACACAUGCGGAAGGACCGGGGAGGGAAGGGCGGAGUCAUCAUCAACGUCGCUUCCACCGGAGUGUUGUUCCCCGUGUUCUUCAUACCCACGUAUGCGGCCUCCAAGUACGCCCUCGUCGGAUUUACCCGCAGCUGGGCCGUGAGUUAUCGUUCCAUUAUACAAAAAACUCGAACCCGUGCCAGGCGAGGUUUGGUUGUGAGCUGGGCGGUCCUGUGCCACGCCUUCUCCGACACGAGCAUGCUGUCUUUGGCCCUAGACGGCCCCGACCCGCCCCUCGUCGCCUACCAAGAGAACAAGGAGCAGGUUGUCGCAACAGUCAAGAAAAUAGGCGUCAACAGCUUGGAUGACGUGUCCCGUGCGUUCGCUGAGCUGGUAGAGAAAGACGAUAACAACGGUGCCGUCGUCAUAGUCGAGAAGAACAUGGGCGGAGCCGUCUAA
This is a messenger RNA of Mya arenaria, 833 nucleotides long. RefSeq names its product 15-hydroxyprostaglandin dehydrogenase [NAD(+)]-like. The coding region runs from base 114 to 833 and encodes 239 amino acids. The record is from RefSeq and is a predicted model, not a curated record. Gene Ontology annotation, cellular component: cytoplasm. The transcript is spliced from 7 exons. Lineage: Eukaryota; Metazoa; Mollusca; Bivalvia; Myida; Myidae. Gene Ontology annotation, molecular function: oxidoreductase activity, acting on the CH-OH group of donors, NAD or NADP as acceptor.